Messenger RNA from Pterocles gutturalis (yellow-throated sandgrouse), 974 nucleotides. RefSeq names its product toll interacting protein (gene TOLLIP). Gene Ontology annotation, biological process: ubiquitin-dependent protein catabolic process. Gene Ontology annotation, molecular function: ubiquitin binding; ubiquitin conjugating enzyme binding. Gene Ontology annotation, cellular component: cytoplasm. Lineage: Eukaryota; Metazoa; Chordata; Aves; Pterocliformes; Pteroclidae. The transcript is spliced from 6 exons. The coding region runs from base 1 to 807 and encodes 268 amino acids. The record is from RefSeq and is a predicted model, not a curated record.
AUGUCUUGGCGUAAGGUAUACGUUGGUGAGCUUCCUCAAGAUUUUCUUCGCAUUACCCCAACACAGCAGCAACAGCAAAUCCAGCUGGAUGCCCAGGCAGCUCAGCAGCUACAGUAUGGGGGACCUAUGGGUACAGUAGGCAGACUCAGCAUUACUGUAGUACAGGCAAAAUUGGCUAAGAACUAUGGAAUGACCCGCAUGGAUCCAUACUGUCGAAUACGGCUGGGGUAUGCUGUGUAUGAAACUCCAACAGCACAUAACGGAGCCAAGAACCCCCGCUGGAACAAAGUCAUUCAGUGCACCGUACCCCCGGGAGUGGACUCCUUUUAUCUAGAGAUAUUUGACGAGCGGGCUUUUUCAAUGGAUGACCGCAUCGCUUGGACACACAUUACAAUUCCUGAGUCUCUGAAACAAGGAAAAGUGGAGGAUGAAUGGUAUAGCCUGAGCGGAAGGCAGGGUGAUGACAAGGAAGGAAUGAUUAAUCUGGUUAUGUCGUACACGUCUUUGCCAGCUGCCAUGAUGAUGCAGCCCCAGCCAGUGGUCCUGAUGCCCACUGUAUAUCAGCAAGGAGUUGGAUAUGUGCCUAUAGCAGGGAUGCCUGCGGUGUGUAAUCCAGGCAUGGUACCAGUGGCGAUACCACCUCCUGCGGUCAACCCUCAGCACCUGUGUAAUGAAGAAGACCUGAAAUCUAUCCAGGACAUGUUUCCCAACAUGGACAGGGAAGUAAUCCGCUCAGUGCUAGAAGCUCAGAGGGGGAACAAGGAUGCAGCUAUCAACUCCUUGCUUCAGAUGGCUGAAGAAUCAUAGAUACCCACUUCCUGCAUAGUCCCCAUCCUCGAUGCCACUUACUUUUAUUUGCCAAGCCAAGGAUUUAGCUAGAGGAAGAAUUUCCCAACAGCUUUCUGUUAGUGCAUCCUGUGUGAAAGAAUAUUACCCCCCUUCUCCUUGGACAUUUGGAUCAUUUUCACUUUCUU